AUGGCCGCCGCUGGGGAAGACAAGAACAAUGAUUUGUAUGCUGUUUUGGGGUUGAAGAAAGAAUGCACUGCUGCAGAGCUCAGGAAUGCUUACAAGAAGCUAGCACUGAGAUGGCACCCGGAUCGGUGUUCGGCGUCGGGGAAUUCAAAAUACGUGGAAGAAGCGAAGAAGAAAUUUCAGGCCAUUCAAGAAGCCUACUCUGUCCUUUACGACGAGAACAAAAGGAUUUUGUACGACGUAGGAUUUUAUGAUAGUGAUGAUGACGAAAACGGAAUGGGGGAAUUUUUAAACGAAAUGGCAACUAUGAUGAGCCAAAACAAGCCCAAUAAAAAUGGAGAAGAAAGCUUUGAGGAUUUGCAAGAGCUGUUUCAUGAAAUGUUUCAAAGCGACAUCGAGGCCUUUGGUUCCUCUUCUCAUGCUAGAAACCCUUCUUCGUGCUCUUCUUCUUUGUUUGCAAGUUGCGGUGAAAGCUCCAAGGCCGCCAACAAGCGAAAUUCCUCUGACAUGAACUCUGGGAAAAUCAAGAUUGAGGAUUCUCCUGGCUUUGAUGCCCACUUUCAAGGAUUUUGUAUGGGGGCGGUUCAUCAGGAAGAUUUCAUCAAGGGGAAAAGAGUAGGAGGAAUCCCCGGAAGGGCCGGGCAUACAGGAGGACUAGCAGGAAGCAGAAAGUGUCAUCUGGUCAUGAUGUAUCUCUUCUCCACAGAGUAUUCUAGUAUUUCUGCUUGA
Molecule: messenger RNA, 726 nt
Organism: Ilex paraguariensis (yerba mate)
Lineage: Eukaryota; Viridiplantae; Streptophyta; Magnoliopsida; Aquifoliales; Aquifoliaceae
Source: the annotation of a GenBank genome assembly